AGAUUUCCUCUUUGUCCCUUUGAUCGUCUGUCUCUCUGGUCUUUGUCUCAUUACUGUGACUUUAUUUCUGAACGGCGCAAAAAAGGCUAGCCCAAAGCAAAUCACACAUCGGUCGAUAUCUGAUCAAUUGCCAAAAGCCUUUCAUACCUGCUCUAACCAUUCAACAGAAAUUACAUACAUAACUUGGAAACAUAACUACCUAGGAAACCACCACAUUCCUUCCGGAUUGCGGUACCACAGCUAAACAAACAAGAAAUCUAAGAGCAAACAACCAAGUGUUGGCAUGUCGUUACGACCUCUACGAGGCGGCUGCCAGUGUGGCAGGAACACAUACACCGUCAACCUCCCGGAAAACGCCUCUGAACUAGCCCAAGUUCUUUUUGACGCGGAUCCAAGACAUAGAAUCUUCCAAGCCAGCCCGCUAGCUGCGUUUCUCCGGGUACCGCUGUCGUGGUACCAGAGCAGCACCUUUCCAUUCUUCGACGACGAGCGCAGCGCCGCCAUCCGCCGGACCUAUACGCACCCGGCCCAGCAGGCGUCCAAACGCAACUUUUGCGGCUUCUGCGGCACACCGCUGUCGUACUGGUCCGAGGACCCGCCCAGCGAGGCAGACUUCAUCCGCCUGACGCUGGGUAGCCUGUGCCACGAGGACCUUGGUGAUCUCGAGGAGCUCGGCCUGGUUCCGGGUUCGGACGAUGAGUCGUCAGAAGGAGGGGCCGCCACCGAGCACAAGGAGGAUGUCCAGGGUGAGAUGGAGGAGAAUGUGGAUGCGGACAGGGGCAAGUCCAACAACAGGAACAAUACCGACAACGGGCUAGUCCCUCGGGAGACAUUUGGAAUUCCCUGGUUCGACAGCAUGCUUGCCGGGAGCAGACUGAGCAGACUGCGGACGAGCAGGAUUAGCGGCCAGACCCAGAGUGGCUCGGUCAAGUACGAGUGGGAGGUGGUGGAGUGGUCGAGCGGCGACGGAAAUAGAGGACCCGGAUCUGGCCUUCCAAGCCCAUCGAAGCGGCAAAAGCAGGAUAUUGAAGAGUCAGUGCCGUUGCGGCAGUAAACAGUAGUCAUUGGUUGAAGAAGUAGCUUUGGGUGGAUUGAAAUCCGAAGGGGAAAAAAAGACCCUGGAUGGACCGGACUGUGCGCUGCUCAUACCUUCCACAGAAAAUCUAGAGCUCUGUCUAGAACUAGACUUGUUUGUUGAAAGCGUUUCACUUUCGGCAACUAUUUUGACUGUUCCGUCUCGGGUCUUUUUUGUUUCUUGUCUUUGUCUUAAGCUGCGGA
Messenger RNA from Pyricularia grisea, 1278 nucleotides. RefSeq lists its product as uncharacterized. The transcript has 2 exons. Bases 284 to 1054 code for a protein of 256 amino acids. The record is from RefSeq and is a predicted model, not a curated record. Lineage: Eukaryota; Fungi; Ascomycota; Sordariomycetes; Magnaporthales; Pyriculariaceae.